This is a messenger RNA of Ordospora pajunii, 633 nucleotides long. RefSeq lists its product as uncharacterized. NCBI's taxonomy places the organism in Eukaryota, Fungi, Microsporidia, Ordosporidae. The coding region runs from base 1 to 633 and encodes 210 amino acids. The record is from RefSeq and is a predicted model, not a curated record. The transcript has a single exon.
AUGACGAUUCUGUAUACACAGAUAAUGAGGAAGAGCGAUUAUAGGAUACUUUCUGGAGAAUACUCUCCACAGAGCAACUCUUUGAAGCCGGGCAAUGAUGUAGUGAAGGAGCUAAGGGAUGCAGUGAAGUCUGUUCCGAGCGAAAGCAAGCAGAUGCACACGGUGAGCUGUUCGGAUAACAGAUUUAUGUUCUAUUUUAAGACGGCCUCUGGAUUGGUGAUUGCAGUGAUAGGAGAUCGGUAUGCAUCAUCCAAGCUUGAGAGCGGGUACAUGGAGCAAGUGAUCGGGAUGUUUGCGAAGAUGUACAGUGAUGAUGCAAAGGCCACAUACUAUGCGUUUGAUCCGACGAUCAAGAGUGUUUCUGAUAAGUUCAACAGGGACUCGAGCUAUGAGCAGGGAAUGACUGUUGUCAAAGAAACAAAAGGGGCGCUUGCUGAGUCUCUGAACAUGAUAACAAAGCGAGGUGAGAACAUCAACAACCUGAACAAGCUUGUUAGCAAGAUGGCUGAUGAGGCAAAGAUGAUGCAGAAGAACAUACACAGGAUGCAUCUUAAGAGUAUGCUCAAUGAAUACUGGAUAUAUGUGGCGUUGGCUGUGCUUAUGGUGAUGUUUCUGUACUAUGUAGCAUAUUAA